Messenger RNA from Bombina bombina (fire-bellied toad), 1379 nucleotides. It is a transcript of the gene CTDNEP1, whose product is annotated as CTD nuclear envelope phosphatase 1. The transcript is spliced from 8 exons. The record is from RefSeq and is a predicted model, not a curated record. Bases 307 to 1077 code for a protein of 256 amino acids. Gene Ontology annotation, molecular function: protein serine/threonine phosphatase activity. NCBI's taxonomy places the organism in Eukaryota, Metazoa, Chordata, Amphibia, Anura, Bombinatoridae.
CAACCCUCCAUUAUCGGAAGUGACGCGGGCGUUCCGCCAUGGCGGCUGUCAUACGGCUCCGCUGUACAGCCGUGACCGGGAUGUGACUGAAAGCGUUAGCGGAAAGUAAUUCCCUUUCCCCAAUACCCAUUGGAACUAAAAUCUUCACUUUUCUUUGACUUCCGUUAAACCUGGUAAAAGACUAACACAGAAGAAAAAAACGCCUGUUCUUCUGCAGCGUGAUACCGGCACCGGAAGCUCCCGCACCGGUUCCAUCAAGAGGAAGCUUCCCCCGUCCCUUCUCUUGUUACCUGAAGCUUCCCCGGGAUGAUGCGGGCUCCGGGGCUGCUUGGGCUGCGAGGUUUCGUAGCGUUCGCGGUCAAACUGUGGAGCUUCGUUUUGUACUUGCUGAGGAAGCAGGUCCGCACUGUUAUCCAGUACCAGACUGUGAGAUAUGAUAUUCUUCCUAUCUCUCCAACGUCUAGGAACAGACUCAGUCAGGUAAAAAGGAAAGUCCUUGUACUGGAUUUGGAUGAAACGCUCAUCCACUCUCAUCAUGAUGGUGUCUUGCGACCAACAGUACGACCAGGAACUCCACCUGACUUUAUACUUAAAGUUAGUCGAUCUGCCAGCCCCCCACCACAGCUGCUGGUUGUUAUAGAUAAACAUCCUGUGCGAUUCUUUGUACAUAAACGACCGCAUGUGGAUUUCUUCCUUGAAGUGGUCAGCCAGUGGUACGAGCUGGUGGUAUUCACAGCCAGUAUGGAGAUAUAUGGCUCCGCUGUGGCUGAUAAACUAGAUAACAACAGAGGUAUCUUGAGAAGGCGCUACUACAGACAGCACUGCACCUUGGAGUUAGGAAGUUACAUUAAGGAUCUCUCAGUGGUGCAUAAUGAUCUCUCCAGUGUGGUGAUUUUGGAUAAUUCACCAGGCGCCUACAGGAGUCACCCAGAUAAUGCUAUUCCAAUAAAGUCUUGGUUCAGUGAUCCGAGUGACACCGCCCUUCUAAAUCUUCUACCAAUGCUGGAUGCACUGAGGUUCACUGCAGAUGUCCGCUCCGUUUUGAGCCGCAAUCUUCACCAGCACAGACUGUGGUGACAGUGACCCCCGCCGCCCCACCUCCUGGAUACUCCCUGCCCCAUCAUCACCAACCCUCCUCUGCCUUAUCCCCCCUCCUCAUCUGCAGAAAGAGACUGUACCCCUCAAAAGGGGAGGAGGAUCCAGAACUCCCCCCUUUCUACCUCUAGGACACUCAAUGUGGGGGGAGGGUGAUGACCAUGGACUCUAAAUCCCACCCCUCUUUUAUGGGGCUGGCGGUUGUUUCGAGGGGCUUGAGGGGGGAGGGGGGGUCUGGUUUUUAAUUGUAGACUUUCUUGUAUAAAGAGAAUUAUUUCAAGUUA